AUUUUAAAAAUGUAUAGCUUUGAUGGACAACAUAAAACUGGUUUAAAAGUAUCACUUGGAGGAGCUUCUAAAAAGAUUGACAAAAAGUCUUUACUACAAUCUGCAAAAGAUGAAAGAACUAAAAGAGAGUUACUAAGACGACAAAACAUAUCUGCAUUAAAAAUUCAAUCAUGGUACCGUGGAAUUACUGUCAGAAGGUGCAUUAGUGCAAAAGAGCGAGAUGUGUUUGAUUUGCUAAUAAAAAAUGAAGGAUGCUCAGAUUCUUUGAUUGUUCUCAUUAAAAAGUUGUGUUGUUUUUAUAAAGCAAGUAUUGAUUACCAAAGACUGAUAAUUGUUUGUCAGUCUGUUCUAAAGCUUAAUUCAUCUAAACAGCUACAAAAACUUUUAUUGAACGAUGAAGUAGGUUGGGUUCUAAAGAUAAAAAAGCUUCUUUUUAUCUGCUGCAGAUCUCUUGAAAUACCAGAUAUUAAUAUAGCAAUACCACUUCGUAUGCUAGAAGUAUUUACUGAUUGUCAGUCAUUUAUAUGUUUCGGUCAACAAAAAGCUGAGAGAACAUCUUCAUCUAUUACUUUGUUUCUUGUACAAAAAGGUUAUUUUAAAUAUUUACGCAAACUGAUUAAUGCACGAGUACCUUCAGAUAUCGAGCCCUCUGCUAAUCCUCCAACACCAUUCUCUGGUGCUCUGUGUGAUCUUGUUUUGAAAGCUACACGAAUUAACCUAUUGAACAAUAAUGAUGUUGUAAAUGAAUCCAACACACUAAAACUUUAUUCUGCGCUUAUCGAAGACUUAUUGUCACCACCUAUGACUUCUCAGAUUUGUUAUUUUUUGAUUCCAUCACUUGGAAAAAGUUUUCCAAUUAAUCAUUUGUUUUUAAAAGCCAUGGCAAGUUCCAGCUCUUCCUUUAGUAUAUGGAGUUUAUACGCACAUCUAACGUUUUUUGAAUACCAACUAGGUAAUUUAAAUUCAAAAGAUUUAUCAUCUUUUAUUGGUUCUAUAAAGUUGAUGAUCAAGUAUUUAUGUCGUAAGAAAGAUGAAAUUUUGGUCAAAGAUGACAGUGAUAGCGAUUCAAGUAAUGACAAUGAUGACAUGGAAAUAUCAACAAGUUCAUCUACUAUCAAUGAACAGCAUUGUUUUAAUUAUGUAUAUGAGCGAUGCAUGGAUAUCAUGAAUGAAAAGCAUGUUGUAUCAUCUUUUUUACAUGCACUUGAAGACAGAUUCAUAUCUGGAUACGUUGUUGAUGAUUUAUGCCAUAUUGCAUUUCAUUUUUUGUUUAAACUUCAUAUCCAAGUUCAUAAAUCUAGAUUUCUAAAUAGUCUAGCAUUUUGUAAACAGUUUUUGCGUCUUUGCUGGAGUCAUUUGCUGCGUCCUGUAACUUCCAUUACUGGAAAACAAACUCAGCUAAUUUUUCACUUGUCAGUGAGUAGCAAUACAGUUUAUGUCAAAGAAUCAUUGCGACUAUUAACAGUCUUCAGUUCCUUAUUCAAAUAUGCACUUUUUUCUAUAUAUGACUUUGACUUCUAUUCUACAAAUGCUGACACCUGCCAAUCUUUAAUGCCAUUUUCUUUGGCAGAGGUGGUGGAAAUGUCAACUAUUGUCAGAGACUCAAUUUUAGGUUUGAUCAUGUUGAUGUAUCCUGAAAGUAAAACAGUUGAAACUAAAUUUUAUUCCAAAUGUGUAUUUUGUUGCCAGAUGGCAACAGCUUUCAUUAAACAUCUUUAUGCUCGAGACUGUCGUCAUCAAUUCUGUCCAGAAAAACAUUGGUUAUCAGAUCGUGCUGCAAUUAGUCAAGAAAAUUUAAAUGUGAGUUCUUUUUUGGAAGAGCAAACAGCAGAAGAAGUAUCAAAACCUGGACUCUCAUUGCUUAAUUUACGAAAUUUGGCAGUGCUCAAAUACAUACCGUUUGCUGUUCCUUUUUUGCAGCGUGUUAGGAUAUUUCAGCGUAUUUUGUCUGAAGAUAAAAAAGAGAGUCAAAAUAUAUUUCAAAAUGUUUUACCAUCGCAUAGUAUCAACAUAACAGUAAACAGAAAAUAUCUAUAUCAAGAUGCCUAUGACCAACUUUCACAGGAUCGAGCAGAUGAUAUUAAAAAAGUUAUCAGAAUACAUAUGAUUAAUGCGCAAGGGUUGGAUGAAGCAGGUAUAGACGGAGGUGGUGUUUUUCGAGAAUUCAUGUCACAACUUCUUCGCAGUGGUUUUGAUCCAAGCAUUGGCUUUUUUAAAACAACUUCACAGCAACUUCUCUAUCCUAACCCUGACAUAAGUCUUAUUUAUCCAGACUAUUUAAAGCAUUUACAUUUUCUUGGGCGAAUGUUGGGAAAAGUUAUAUAUGAAUCAAUGAUGGUGGAACUACCUUUAGCUGAUUUUUUUUUAUGUAAGUUAUUAAAUAAAGGUGGUUCUGAUGUUGACAUUCAUCAUCUGGAAUCAUUAGAUCCUGAAUUAUAUAAAAAUUUAUUAUAUUUAAAAAACUAUAAAGAAGAUGUGGAGGAACUUUCAUUAAGUUUUACUGUUGCAAACAACGAGUAUGGAGAAACAAAAGUUCUUGAGUUAAAGCCUGGUGGAAAAGAUAUAUCUGUUACUAAUUCUAAUAAAAUUGAAUACAUUCACCUUAUGGCUGAUUACAGAUUGAAUAAGCAAAUACGAUCGCACUGCAAUGCUUUUCGCUCUGGCUUGUCCGAUGUUAUAAAUAUAGAAUGGCUUCAGAUGUUUGAUCAAAGAGAACUACAGAUUUUGAUAUCUGGUGCACAAAUACCAAUUGAUAUAGAAGAUUUAAGACGUAAUACAAGUUAUUCUGGUUCAUUUACUGCUGAAGAUCCAUAUAUAGAAGAAUUUUGGAAGAUUUUAGAAGGGCUUAGUGAUCAUCAAAAAAGACUUUUUUUGAAAUUUGUUACAAGUUGUUCCAGACCUCCAUUACUUGGUUUUUCGGAGUUAUAUCCACGUUUUUGUGUUCAUGGGGGAGGUGAGGAAGAUCGUUUACCAACGGCAAGUACAUGCAUGAAUUUUUUAAAACUUCCAGUGUAUAAAAGUAUCGAUUUACUUAAAACAAGACUAAUAUAUGCUAUCGAAGCUGAAGCAGGUUUUGAGUUGAGUUAGUUAAAGAUUUGAAUCCAACUAAAAAAAAUUGGAAACGAACAUAUAAAAAGAAUUCCGUUUUGAAAUAAUAGUUAUAAAAAAAAAUUUACACUAACGCAAGUUAAUAAAAAUUUAUAUUUUUUUACAUUCGUUUCAAAUUUCUAAUUACCAAUAUAAAAUCUCAUGCGUUUUGAUGGUUGCGUGUGUGUAUGGGUAGAUCCAGUUUGUAAGAGAUUAGAUAUAAAGGAGUUCGAAUAAUUUAAAAAUCGCAAUAACAUCACCGAAUAAGGAGAACAGAAAGAAUUAUUUAGUUUACAAUUAUUACUUUUUGUAAAUAAAUAAUUGCGAGCUUAGCUGUAAAUAAAUAAUUUCGAGCUAAAUAAGCCUAUAAAAUAAUAUUCAAACAAAGUGACAAUUUUUAAUCAAUGUAAGAGGUUAUUUUUGUAAUAUCGGUUAUGUAAAACUAAUGAUUUUUGUUACUAAAAUUAGGUAAAAUGUGAAGAAACGUGAACAAGAAAUUAAAUUAUGAGAAAUAA
Messenger RNA from Hydra vulgaris (swiftwater hydra), 3602 nucleotides. RefSeq names its product ubiquitin-protein ligase E3C. Gene Ontology annotation, molecular function: ubiquitin protein ligase activity; protein binding. Gene Ontology annotation, biological process: ubiquitin-dependent protein catabolic process; protein polyubiquitination. The record is from RefSeq and is a predicted model, not a curated record. Lineage: Eukaryota; Metazoa; Cnidaria; Hydrozoa; Anthoathecata; Hydridae.